Messenger RNA from Notodromas monacha, 1437 nucleotides. The record is from the annotation of a GenBank genome assembly. NCBI's taxonomy places the organism in Eukaryota, Metazoa, Arthropoda, Ostracoda, Podocopida, Cyprididae.
AUGAAGGCGGCGUUCUCGCGGGGUGAGCCGCCCUGGCGGCGGCAAGGGCGCCACUGCGGGUAUAAAUACCGCCUCAGAUCUUCUCAGCGUCAGUUCCCAAAAAGCCUCCUAAUAAACAAGUGUAAAGAACUCUUCACAAAAGUCGCCAUGCAUAUUUCACUCUGUCUCGUCCUCUUGGGUUGCGUUGGUGCCUUGGCCUCGCACCCAUCACCAUACGCACCACCUCCGAGCUAUGGUUACCAUCAGCCACAGCCGAGCUACGGCAAGUACGGAAGUUACUGCGACCCGAAGGCACCCCCCGCAUGCUCGGUGAAUGGUACUCUGAUGUACUGCCUGGAAGAUGCGGAAUACCCCAGCUACGAAAUCAAGUUACGUCCGUAUCUCGGGGCCCCACUGCAAUUUUCGCAGUUGAUUAGAAGAAACUACGGUCAGCAGCUCUCGGCAGACGGAGCUUUAUUUGAUUAUUUCCCCAUCGGCAAAGCGAAUGAAAACAAACACCGAUUCACUUACAUCUCUGAUUUACGACUGCCGUCAUGGCUGACACGAAGUGAGAAUGCUCAACUCGACUCGUUGAAUCGGAGAAGCGUAGCGUCUCGCGAAUGCAUAAUCGUGGAUUUAUCUCCAACCGCGUUUUCUUGGCGGGACUUUGUGGGAGUCAUCAGCCAAGACCCGUUGUUCCCGAAAAAGUACUCCGACCUGCCUGAGCAGUCGGGCAAGGACCUGGUGGACCAAGUCGGGGACCGCGAGGCGAAGUUGGACUACAGCUUCUACACAGGCGCGUCCAAGGGCCCGAGCCCGUUCGACAAGACCCACUGGACCGGGCCCGAGGGCAUGUUGUGCCCGUCGGCCGUCAAAUACAUCCAACCCCGUCGCGCCAAGAACGUGGCCGGCGAAUGGCGCGUGGUGGUCAACGACGCGCACUACUACACCCAAACCCUGCGCGAGGAAGUGUGCCACCACCCCGACAACGCCUGUCGUCUGGUGCCUGUCUGCGUCAAGAGCAAGUGCACCCAGAAGUACGUGUACCACCGGCUCUUGUCCUUCGACCCCUGCGACCCCUACAAGGGCCUGUUCAUCGACGUCUUCCGGUUCCCAUCGGCCUGCUCUUGCCACGUCGCCUAAAAACAAAUAUCGAAAUGGAGAACAAGAGGACGAGUUUCUUGGCUAAUCUUUGAGCCUGCGGACCGAGUCCUGGAUCAUUUCUCGAUUUGACAUUCAUUCCGUUGUCGGACAGUCGCUUCCUUCGAACACCUGCCAUCAUCAAGUCGGUCACGAAUGGAAAACAACUUGGAAUUGAUCCAUGACUUUCAAAAUUUUAUUCUUCACUGUCCUGAGAUUUUCACCCAUCUUUUAAUCUCGUGGCGCGAGAUGCUGAGAGUUCCUGACACUCUCGAAAUAUUUUACCAUGGAAAAUAUACCCGAAAAGUUGACUAGAAA